AUGGUGCCUAAGCAGUUCAUCUUUGGCUUGAUAAGCCUGCAUCUGAUGAUGGUUUACACUGGUGGUAACGAGAUGUGUAAGGCAUCCAUUGCUCGAAGAUGGGCGUGUCCUCCUCCUUGGAUCCAGUGGGGUGGCGAAUGCUACAGAGCCAUCAUGGAGCCUCUGACAUGGUCCGAGGCAAAAGAUGAGUGCAUCAAGAUGGGAGGUGUCUUGGUCGCGCCACGAUCUCAGGAGGAAACUGACUUCCUCGUGCUACUGUUGCCAUCUAGGUUUUGGAUCAAUUGCAAUGAUAUCGAGAAAGAAGGUACAUGGGUGUGUCAGGUUGGUACUGAUAUGGUGGAGUUUAGGAAUUGGCUGAGCGGCGAACCUAGUAACUCUGGUAAUGAGGAUUGCGCCUAUUUGCUCCCAACUGGAAAAUGGAAUGAUUUCCCUUGCAGUAGCAAACGCCUUGCAGUAUGCAAAGCUGCAACCAGCCUGCGCCACGACUGCACUUUCUAA
Molecule: messenger RNA, 498 nt
Organism: Patiria miniata (bat star)
Lineage: Eukaryota; Metazoa; Echinodermata; Asteroidea; Valvatida; Asterinidae
Product: asialoglycoprotein receptor 2-like
Exons: 2
Coding region: 1-498 (165 amino acids)
Source: RefSeq, a predicted model, not a curated record